Dichomitus squalens LYAD-421 SS1 is the source of this 315-nucleotide messenger RNA. RefSeq lists its product as uncharacterized. The transcript is spliced from 2 exons. Lineage: Eukaryota; Fungi; Basidiomycota; Agaricomycetes; Polyporales; Polyporaceae. The record is from RefSeq and is a predicted model, not a curated record. The coding region runs from base 1 to 315 and encodes 104 amino acids.
AUGCCGUACAUAAUUGACGACAACAGGGGCUGGAGAUGGGCGUACGAGUUCGUCGACAGGGAGGCACUCAACCAGGAGCUAGGGUCGAUCGUCGCCAAGGAAGGGAAGUGCGUGGUGUUCCCGAACAUCUACCAGUACCGCGUGCAGCCAUUCGAGCUCGCGGACAAGACGAAGCCGGGAUGUAGGAAGAUCUUGUGCUUCUUCCUUGUCGACCCUUUCACGAAGAAGCUGCCGAGGGAGUUGUUCGAUAUUAUGGCAGACUAUGCACUCAUGGGAACGAUCACAAAGGAGGAUGCCCAUUGCCGAAACGGAUAG